This is a messenger RNA of Nothobranchius furzeri (turquoise killifish), 2312 nucleotides long. NCBI's taxonomy places the organism in Eukaryota, Metazoa, Chordata, Actinopteri, Cyprinodontiformes, Nothobranchiidae. The record is from RefSeq and is a predicted model, not a curated record.
CUUCAAAUCAGGCUUGACAAGUGUUGGGGGAGUGUGUGUGUGUGUAUGUGUGUGAUGCUACAACCUCCUUAUAAAGGGACUCUCUCUCACAUUGUGGCUUGGAAACUAGAGCCUAAAAUUGAGGUCUACACACACAGACACACACACAUACACACACACUUACACAUUCACACACGCCAAGUCACCGAGAGCCGCCGGAUGAGCAUGGAGGAAAUGAUCUGCCGGGCCGAGACGCCUCUCUUCUGGGUCGGUGCGCUGACGGUGGCCUUCCUGACGCUGUGGCUCCUCUACCGGCUGCUCACUGGCUUCAGGAUCUGGGUCUUGGGGAACGGACAGCUGCUUUCCCCAAAGCUGGGCAAAUGGGCAGUUGUGACAGGAGCCACCGAUGGAAUUGGGAAAUCCUACGCCGAGGAGCUGGCUCGUCGAGGAUUUGCCAUGAUGCUGAUCAGUCGGUCACAGGACAAGCUGGAUGAUGUCGCCAAGUCAAUUGAGGAACAGUUUAAAGUGGAGACCAGGACGAUUGCUGUCGACUUUGGCAAAACUGAUAUCUACCGCAAGAUAGAGGCAGGGCUGACUGGUCUGGAAAUUGGUGUUUUAGUUAACAACGUUGGUGUUUCCUAUCCCUACCCUGAGUACUACCUUCACAUUCCUGAUCUUGAACACGUGAGUUGUCCAUCUGAGAAGGAUUUAGAUGAGAUCUCUGCUUUUCUUUCAAAUGAAACUGGUGUAACUGGUGAUGUCUGUGUUUCAGUUCAUCACAAAUACCAUCAAUGUCAACAUGACCUCCGUGUGCCAAUGUCUCGGUUGUUCCCAAAGCAACGGUGGACUACACCAACGCUGUCUAUGACUCGCCUUGUGCUGCCCAGAAUGGUCGAUAGGUCUAAAGGUGUUAUUCUCAACAUCUCAUCUGCCAGUGGCAUGUACCCCGUCCCUCUGCUGACAGUUUACUCUGCAACUAAGGCCUUUGUGGAUUUCUUCUCUCGUGGCCUUCAGGAGGAGUACAGACGUCAGGGCAUCAUCAUCCAGAGUGUGCUGCCCUUCUUUGUGGUCACCAAAAUGACUCGUAUCCGGAAGCCCACCCUGGAUAAGCCCACCCCAGAGCGUUACGUAGCAGCUGAACUCAACACGGUGGGUCUGCAGUCUCAGACAAAUGGCUACUUCCCCCACGCCAUCAUGGGCUGGGUGACCACCAGGCUGGUUCCAAGCAGCAUCGUUAUCUUCCUUGGAGCUCGGAUGAACCGCCUGCAGCGAACAGGAUACCUGCAGAGGAGGAAGCUGAGGGAACAGAAGAAUGGUGCAAGUUUGAAAAAUGAAUAAGAAGAUGACGGGACAGGCAGCCACUUCUUUUUCCAUCCAUUGCAGAGUUGAAGGAAGAUGGGAUGGCCAUGGUCGGUCAAGAGCUGCCUAUAAGCUAACCUUUUUGUGCCUCUCAGUUAAAAGAACACAAAAGACGUUGAAGUCCAGUUUCAACCCGCUGCCAAAGAAACGGCCACAGAAGUCUGAGUGAGAUGAACUGUUGCUCUUAGCAAACAUUAUUAUUAAUACAUGUUUUGUCACUGACACUCUUGGUGGGAAUAAUACAGCCAGACAAGUGAUGCUGCUGUUGUAAGCAGUGGAACGUGGUGAUGGGUAUCUUUUAUAUAUAAUUAUUUAUUGUGUAUUUGUAUGAAUACCAGCCAAACUUGGAUGUUGAGAACCAGCUUAGAACCUAGUUCUGUUUACAAAUCGGAUCUUUAGAGAAGGCAGCAGCUCAUCCUGACAUCUCACUUCCUCUUUUUUAAGUAUGAUUGCAGUUUAAAGUGUUGGAUUGUGGUGGGUUCUGGUUGUCUUGUUCUAAGCCAAAGUUGGUCUGACGUGUUUUCCUCGUAAUUAGUUUUGCCAGUUAGAUUCAGUGAUGGGGAAUUUGGUGGUUUUCCUUCUUUAUGACGUUUGAGUGAACUAUUUUCUUCCUCCUAAUCACGACGUUUGAGCUUCCCCAGUGCCUUCUGGGUAAUACAACACUUUUACAUGUGGAGUCAGAACUUAUGUAUUUAGAAUCUAAAUGCAUGACCACACUUACACAAGGAAGAUUAGUUCACAUGUCGCCAAACUCUGUAUUUGUUUUAAAGGUAACUCUUUACAUAGUUAGCUUCUAUACAGUACCCCAUAUGAUGUGGUCUGACGUGUCAACUGAAUAGGUUUUUUGUGUGUGUAUUUUUUCUAGUCUUUUAUAUGCUUGGAAAUAAAAAGAAAUAGUGAAAUGCACUGUUUACAUUUAUUCUGCCAACAGUAACUUAUCUUUUUCUACUGUUUAAUAAAAAGCUGUGGCAGAA